This is a messenger RNA of Bursaphelenchus xylophilus (pine wood nematode), 864 nucleotides long. The record is from the annotation of a GenBank genome assembly. Lineage: Eukaryota; Metazoa; Nematoda; Chromadorea; Rhabditida; Aphelenchoididae.
AUGAAAUUUGCACUUGUACUAUUCUUCUCUCUGAUUGCAUUUGCCGUGUCAACUCACCCCCUUGACCCGAACAGCAAGCUCGGAAAGCAGUUGUUGGAUUUGACUGAAGAGAGAAUCAACCAGCAAACCAAACGCUCCUAUUACCAGAAGAUCACCAAGUUCAUUGACGGUACAAUUGCCUAUGGAGAUUUGCUGAUGUUUGCCAAGUUUCGUAUCGAAAUGGCGGAUACAAACUGCUUGAAGUCUAGGGUAAGAAGACCAUAGAGAUAUACCAGGGUGCCGGGAAAAUAAUGAGCACUGUGUUGCAUCGAAAAUCGUAUCGCCGUCGAGAAAAGCCCCUUAUCGAUCGAUUUUGUGUUGACCCGAACUGUCGUCGAAUUGAAGAGCCUAGACGCGGAAAAGCUUGGUAUAAUAAUUAAGGCCAGAGAUUGCCACGGCUCCGGAGCCGGCUCUUGGCUCCGGCUCCUGAGCCCAAAGUCAGAGCCAGGCUUCUCAGCGUUCAGCAAUUUUGUGAUCUUGUUAAACGAACUUGCUUGAAAAAUACUGGGAAGGAUGUGUUGCGUAUGACCUGCUAACAAGAGUCUUGUAAGAGCCGGAGCCGAAAUUUUGACCGUGGCAAUCUCUGAUCAAGGCCGAAUUGGAACAAUACGGACUUUUGAGCCUCUGAAAACCAUAGCCUGUCAAACUUUACUAUAAUUGCAGAAGGAUUGCAAGACCGCGGCGAAAGUGACCACCAAAGAGCGGCACUACUACAAGGUGGAGAUUCAAGUUUUUCGGAUGGGAAUCGAGCAGUCUCAGGUCUCCUUCCAACCCAUUCCAAAGCCGGACAUGUCAGGAAGGUCGACCACCAUUUCGAUCAGCUGA